Leguminivora glycinivorella is the source of this 740-nucleotide messenger RNA. RefSeq lists its product as uncharacterized. The transcript is spliced from 2 exons. The record is from RefSeq and is a predicted model, not a curated record. Bases 59 to 697 code for a protein of 212 amino acids. Lineage: Eukaryota; Metazoa; Arthropoda; Insecta; Lepidoptera; Tortricidae.
UGUAGGUAGACAAUAGCGAACUGCUUUGUUGACAAUUGCGACUGCCUCGUGACAAAUAAUGGUUAGUUGCAUUUUAGUAGUUUCAACAGUGCGCGGUGGUAAUACGUGUUGUUGGGUGUUUCAGGUGGCUGCCGCAGCGCCGUCGCCUCUGCGGGUUACCAUAAAUUGUGGAUCACAUGAAAGCGAUUCAUCUAUCCUCCGUUCUAUCUCAAGAACUAAAGCAGCACAGAACAAGGGGACUUUUGAUGUCAGUUCAUUUUGUGACCUCAUCCACAAUGCUAUCCCAAAAGCAGUACAAGAUGGCAGAUUCGUUGUGGCAGACCAAGAUGACAUGGACCAAGAAGGAUACGGUGACACUCAAUCGCCCAUAUCUAUAGCCCCACCCAAAGGCUACAUACCAAAACUCGGUUUAUCCAGAAUCAACAAACCAAAGCUAAGAAUCCCGGCAAUAAAAGUUCCACGGCUAGAUCAUGCACUUAACAAACCAUUGAAACCACCGGUAUUAGGAUCGUCAAUGAUCUUCAAAACGUACAGAGAUUCUUACGAAGAGCCAACAAGCGCGGAAAAGAUGGAGCAGUUCAAGAAAGGAGUUCAGAAAAUGUUACACUUCGUAAAGAUACUCGGGCAAGUGGACCAGUACCUGACUGAAAGGACUAAGAUCGUAAUAGACAAGCUUUCAAAAACGUUUGCAGAAUAGGUUAAUUUUAUACGUUUAAUUUAUUAAAACUUUGUAUUUUUAU